Molecule: messenger RNA, 5738 nt
Organism: Mugil cephalus (flathead mullet)
Lineage: Eukaryota; Metazoa; Chordata; Actinopteri; Mugiliformes; Mugilidae
Gene: wdr32
Product: WD repeat domain 32
Exons: 7
Coding region: 235-1806 (523 amino acids)
Cellular component (GO): Cul4-RING E3 ubiquitin ligase complex
Molecular function (GO): protein binding
Source: RefSeq, a predicted model, not a curated record
UCCCGGUAGCAUUUUAGCUAACCGUGUGAGGUUUGACCGGCGGCGUUAAGGCGCUGCCAAAUCUGGCAACACAUUUUUAUUUUGUCUACCGUAACCCGUGCAGCUGAAAUCCCUCCACCAUGGCAGAUUAACGGGGGGAGGAGGACGGCGCGUGUUGACGCUCGGUAAGGUGGCCGGAGUCCGUGUACUUUUUUCUCCGCUGAACCCACCGACGACCGCGCUGGAGAAGCUACAAUGAGCUCGGAGCACCAGAGCGACAGCGAGGACGCCGACGAGUCUCAGGACAGGCCCCACAGCGGCAGCAUCUCCGACAAAGAGGACGACCCGGACCCCGACAUCGACGACUCGGACGAGGAGGACCGCAUCGUCCGGGGGGUCUCUCCUCUGACGCCGGGCAGCGGCGAGGAGCAGGCGCAGCGCAGCGCCAGCUCCCCGGGGUUAAGGGAGGGCGAGCCCCGCUGCAAAAAAGGCGACGUUCCGCAGGUUUUCGGCUCCGAGACAUCCAAGGCUGAAAGUCUGUUCUCAUGGCUGCAGAGCAGGACUAUAAGACGCGGGGUGUUUGUGGACCCAGCCAGGGACAAUUUCAGGACAAUGACCAGUUUAUACUGCUCCAUGAAUCCGGCUGCUGAGUCUGUGAACCUGAGCACCAAGACCCACGGAGCGGUGUUCAACCUGGAGUACUCCCCGGACGGGUCUGUACUGACCGUGGCCUGCGAGCAGACCGAGGUCCUGCUCUUCGAUCCCAUCUCGUCACGACACAUCAAAACCCUGACGGAGGCCCACGAGGACUGCGUCAACAACAUAAGGUUUUUGGACAAUCGUUUGUUUGCCACCUGCUCUGACGACACUACAAUUGCGUUGUGGGACCUCCGUAAGCUGAACUCAAAGGUGUGCUCGCUGCACGGCCACGCCAGCUGGGUGAAGAACAUCGAGUACGACACCAACACCCGACUCCUCGUCACGUCUGGCUUCGACGGCAACGUCAUCACGUGGGACACUAACAGGUUUACGGAGGACGGCUGCCCGCACAAGAAGUUCUUCCACACUCGCUACCUGAUGAGGAUGCGUCUGACGCCCGACUGCUCCAAGAUGCUCAUCUCCACUUCCUCAGGGUACCUGCUCAUCCUCCACGACCUGGACCUCACCCAGUCCCUCGAGGUGGGCAGCUACCGCAUGCUGCGAGCUCGACGGACGCCCCUCAGCUCAGACGGAGGCACGUCAGCGUCCAGGUCGGCCAGCACCCCUCGCCAGGGAAACGACUCCAGCAAGAUCCACCCUCACAGAGAAGGCCUUUCUCCCAGGAACAGCCUGGAGGUGUUGACUCCAGAGAUCCCUGGGGAGAGGGACAGAGGUAACUGCAUCACCUCCCUGCAGCUCCACCCGAAAGGCUGGGCCACGCUCAUCCGCUGCUCCAGCAACAUGGACGACCAGGAGUGGACGUGCGUGUACGAGUUCCAGGAGGGGGCGCCGACCCGCCCGCUCGUCUCCCCCCGCUGCUCCCUGCGCCUCACCCACUACAUCGAGGAGGCCAACGUGGGCCGGGGCUACAUCAAGGAGCUGUGCUUCAGCCCGGACGGCCGCCUCAUCUGCUCGCCCUACGGCUACGGCGUGCGCCUCCUGGCCUUCGACGAGAGCUGCGGCGAGCUGGCCGACUGCCUGCCCGUCCAGACCAGCUGCCUCCGGGAGAUCCGCUCCAUCUACUCGCACAGCGACGUGGUGCUCACCACCAAGUUCUCCCCGACGCACUGCCAGCUGGCCUCGGGCUGCCUCAGCGGACGCGUGGCCCUCUACCAGCCCAAGUUCUAGCGUCCGGUCCCGUCGAGUAGUGACGCGCUGCAGACCUGGGUACUGAGUCUAAACACAUGAAAGAAGCAUUUAGCAAUUAUUGAAUUUACACACUAAAAAGUUCACACACAUAAUUUGUGACUCCUUGUCUUCUAAUAUAUGCAGAUAUUUGCUUUGUAUUUAUCUACAGAGUGAUAUGGCGUCUUCAGUUCAGAUUUACACAUCAAAUCAAAACACAUUCACUGAUCAUUAGCGUGGAAAGUAUUUGUUCUAGACCCAGGUCUGCAGCGGUGAAGCGGACACUCGGAAACAGAAAGGACGGAGAAGACUUCAGCCGUGGCCGUGUGACUGGGUCGCUGCCUCUUUGACCCUGAACAUCAAGUAAAGGUGCAAAAAAAAAAAAAAAAAGACAUUAACGCAGCUCAACAAGGAAAGAGCGAAACUCCAGACUGAGAGGAGGGGAUUCGAAACGUUAAAGCUCCUCAAAUCAAGACAUCAAGGCGUCUAAAUUAACUCUGCAGUUCGCCUCCGGCUCUUCUUUUCAUACUAAAGAUUCAUUUUGGUCUCUAUAGCAGUAGAACACUCCUUUCUUUCUUUCUUUUUUUUUUUGUGAGACUCAGCACGUCCAGAUGUUGCUGUCUCAGGACAAAAAUAAACACUAAGGAUGCAAACCGUCAACAGUCCGAUGAAUUCAGGACGAGCAGGCUGCCGAACGUCUUCGAUUCGGUUCCUCCGCUGCGCAUUGUGUCGCUCUCUGCUGCUCCGCUCAUGCCUUUUUCCACAGGUGCUGCUUCUCUGCUCAUACAAUCUGAACUAUAACCCCCCCCCCACCGCACCCACCGACCCUACACUUCUAGUACCUCAUCCAUCAUCAGCCGCCUUCCCCUCUUUGCCUGCCUGUUUCUUCACGGUGCUUAAUCAUUUUUUUUUUUUUUUUUUUUUUAGCAGGUUUUAUUGGUGUGUUAAUGCUGGCACUACUACUCGUAGCACUGUGUAUAAUUUGAGGCCACUUUAGUCACGUUUGAAUCACCUCUCGCUUUCUGUGUUUUUAUCUUUAGCCUGUGGAUGAAACCCCACUGUUUUUUUUGUUGUUGUUGUUGCUUUGUUUUUGUACAAAUAAGAUUUGAAACUACUUGUUUCUCCCUCCUAAAGGCUGGCAUUUUUGUAUUUGUUUUUUUGUCUUUUUGUUUUUUCACAGCAGUCUGUCGGUGCUGCAAAUUUAAACUGAUAAAUUAAUAAAUAAAACCACUUAAUAAUUAAAUAAAAAGGAUGAAAUAUUUGCCAGAAACUACUUUUAGCAGCAGAUUAAAAAACAUUUGAAGCGCUGAUGACCACCUACGUCGCGGCGUGUCAUCAGCGCGUCAUCAAUCCGGAAGUCGCCAUGUUGGCGGUUCUCUCUGAUUUUUUAAUAACAUUUGGCAGUCGAUUCCAAUUCCAAAUAUUUUUCACCUUUUGCCCGAUUGGUGCAGCUUAAAACACGGCAAUAAUUCACAGUUUUCCACCAUCUACUUCAGUCCGUGCGCUCUGUUUACGUUGCCGAGUGCCUCCAACAUGGCGACUUCCGGGUUGAUGACGCGACGUAAAAACCCGCACAGAGUAACGAUACAUCUCAAGCUUUGGGAGCGCCUUUUUUGUUGUUGUUGUUGUUUUCAAUGUGUUUACUUGACACUUAGUAAAAUUCAGAAUAUUGCCAGCUUUACUCUUUUAAAUGGCUUCUUCACUUUUUUCCAGGAUGAAACAUUUGAUGAUUUUUUCCCUCCUAUUUACCUUUAUUACAAUUCGAUCCUAUCACAUCUAGUUUCUCACCUCCAGUGUCGUCACAAAGGUUGUUUUCUUUUUCUUCUCUCUAAGGAGCAAAUGGAUAGCUAGCAUCCAGUGUAGUAUAGCUGCUGUAAACAUACGCCUGACUGUUACACCUUAAAUGUAAACCGGCUUCACUCAUACAUGCAUACAUACAUACAUACAUACUGACUGACUGCAGAGUAGAUAAUAAUGUGCUGUUAGGUUAACAAAAAAAAGAUAGACAUAAGUGUGUACUACUAUGCAUAACAGCCUUAUGAAGAUUCUCCUUUUUUUAUUUAUGCGGGGCUCUGUGUCGAGCUAUCAGAUGCCAAAAUAUGUUUUGCUUGUCUGUAGUGAAGUGUGAGCUGAGAACUAAAAAAGUGAGCUGGUUUAAAAAAAAAAAAAAAAAAAAAAAAAAAGAAUAAAAAAAAAGUUCUUUACAUGUGGAUAAAAUUACAUUUUUAAUGGAACUGUUUGACAUUUUCAGAAACCUGCUUAUUAAACUUUUCUGGUGCAGCGUUAGAUGAGACUUCUCUCUUGUCUUAAUGAUCGCUACUGAUUUCCUGAAUCGAUUUGAUUCAAUAUCAAUUCAUUUUGGAACUAUUUUACUGAGUUAUGACUAUAUGACUAUAAACUACUGUUGUGGUGUUUCCACAAAAUCUUACCACUACUUUAACAUCUUUGUUUCUGUUCAGCUCUUUUCUGUUGUCUUAUACCAAUAUUUCAAGACCUCAGCAAGAUUUUGACUUAUGAGGAGUAAAUAAAAAAUUGGUCCACAAAUUAAUCAGUAUUAAUCAGAUCAAUUUUAAGUUAAGGAAUUCAAAAAUAAUUAUAAUAAUAAUUAAACCCAGACAGAUGUUAGACUAUAGCCUAUAUUUCGGGCCACCAAAGGGGGCGCUAGAGUUCUUUAAAACUAAAAUCUUGAGUCAAACUGAUAUUUUUUUCUCAUUAUUGUAAGCAAUAUUAUCCAAUACUUGGCCUUUGUCUCACCUACUUUAAUAAUAGUUGGUUAUAAAAUGUAACAGCCAAGGAACAAGCCCAUUAAGAUCAAAAAAUAUAAAACCAGAAACUGGUUAGCUUAGCAUAAACACAGGGUGGAGUUCUUCUUGACUUUGUUUAGUGGCUACAAAUUGCCCAAUGAACGUAGUUAAAAACAGUUUUAUAUUGUUUAUUAAAUACAUACAUAUAAGUCAAAUCACACACCUCUUUAAAAUAUUUUGCUUUUUUCCAAGUCUGUUUUUUUUGUUUUGUUUUUCACAAGAAGUUUCAAAAGAAAUUGUGACAUGUACAUUAUUUGUUAUUUAAAAAAAGGUCUCUCACUUUAUGGGACUACAGUGCCCCCUAUAGUGAAUGGUCUAAUGUAAGAAGAGCAACCAGUUAGCUUAGCAUUAAUACUGACCUUUUCUGGCUUUGUUUGUUACAGAAACAUCACACAUUAACUUGUAUAUCUUGUUUAAUUUCUGCAUUGGGCAUUUUAGAGCUAUUUCUUGUCGCUAGCUGAAUUUAUGCUAAGCUAAUGCUAACUGACUGCUAGCUGCAACGUCUUUGCUCAUUAAACUUGGUGCCAGAUUUUUUUUUUUAAAUUUAGAUAAUUAAAAAUUGAGUAUUUGAAGUAAAAAGUUGUUGUAAGACAGAUGUAAAUGAUAAGUUUUUGUUUUUUUUUUUCAACUCACAGCCUGCUCCUGUCAGUAAAAGGGAAACUUUGUACCUCAAUUCAAAAUGUGCUUUUCAUUUUGACACAAAUGGGCUCUCUUUCACUUUCAACUCAGUCAAUUCAUGGACCUAAUUUCUGUAUUUUUCUGAAAUUGUGGAAUAAUUUAACUAGUACAUUUACAGACAUUUAAAAUAGAGAUUUCUUGUGUGAACUAUACUGUAAAGGACGAUGUAUAUUCGCAGAUGCUUUUAUUUCACACACACAAUCUCUUCGGAGGGAAGUGUCUCAUCUUCCGUUUUCACUUCAGGUAUAUGGACUUUAUUUUUGCUUUUAUUUUUUUGUUUUUUGCUCUUGUUCUGGGUUAUAACCUUUAUUCUGUUCUGGAUUAAAUGGAUGCCCCCAAUAUCGUUUAUCAUGCAACAGACAUGUUGCUCGCUCAGUUGUUUCAAACCCAAGUAAUCAGUGAUUCUGAAAUGGUACUUAUUAUCAAAGAAAUAAAAGGUUAGCUUCUUUUGCA